Messenger RNA from Suillus clintonianus, 502 nucleotides. RefSeq lists its product as uncharacterized. NCBI's taxonomy places the organism in Eukaryota, Fungi, Basidiomycota, Agaricomycetes, Boletales, Suillaceae. The transcript has 3 exons. The record is from RefSeq and is a predicted model, not a curated record. The coding region runs from base 75 to 248 and encodes 57 amino acids.
CGCGUCUUCCGAAGUACGCCCGUCAAUUUGCUCGUGAUCAGCUCUACUUCGGUUUUGCAGUAGAAUAUACUAUCAUGCAUGCCGCGACGUCUGCCAAGAAGCAAAAGGAAUAUAUCGAUAAACUUCAGGCCGAAAUUGACGUCCUGCAGAAGAGGAUAGGUGAGGAUGAGAGCGCCGAGGUCAUCGUAUCAAGACACAUAAAACUGUUGCACCGCUAUAAUGAAGCCAAGGAUGCUACUCAGGUUUGACCCAGAUUUUCUAUAUUCUGCAAGCUAACGCUCUGAACCGAAGUUACUAAUAGGAAGGGUAUCAAACUCUACCAGGUCCUUUAUUGCUUCUAGGAGAUGCUCAUCUGUUGUCACAGCUCGCUGCUUCGAAGGAAACCACCGUCCGGCAAAUUCAUGUCGACAUGGACCUCAUGGAUGACCAAUGACGUCUGCUCCUGCCCUGCGCUGGCUGUCUUUUUUGUCCCGCAUACAUUGUGUUUCAAUAGACCUGUAUA